Molecule: messenger RNA, 1863 nt
Organism: Oppiella nova
Lineage: Eukaryota; Metazoa; Arthropoda; Arachnida; Sarcoptiformes; Oppiidae
Source: the annotation of a GenBank genome assembly
AUGACCACACAUUGCAAUACAAACACGACAUCCCAUACCUCUAAAGGUGGUACUAAAGAUCAAAUCAGUACUGAUAUCACUAUCCCUACGCCUGACAACUCCAUAACUACAUCCCAACCCUCCAGAAGUUCUGCCGGGUCUUCAGCAUCCCGUGAGGAACAGUACUUCAGAUGUGAUUUAUGCAAUUUUAACACAAAAUACAGACAUUCAUUCAGAAGACAUGUGACCACUCAUACCAAUACCACUGAUGGCCAGUCCUUCACUUGUAAUGUCUGUAAUAAACGACUCAAAACUCAAGAAAAGCUACACAACCAUAAGAUAUCCAUGCACUCAGAGUUGAUAUUUAAAUAUAAGUGUAAUAUCUGUGACUAUGGCUCACAGUAUAUGAAGAACUAUAAGUUCCAUAUGUAUGGACACCAUUCAGUGGUCAGGUGUCACAACUCUGGUGAUGACAACUCAGUCACUCCAUCCAAAGUCACACAUAUCGGUCAUCAUAUAAGUCGUCCCAAUGACACAAUGGUUACCCCUUCUGACACCACCAACACAUCCCUUACCACUACAAGCCACUCGACCACUACUGCCACAGGGGAACAGUACUUCAGAUGCACUCAAAGACGUCGUGAAAAUGAGUCGAAAACUCAUGAGACAAAUGAAGUAAUAUUUAGGAAGUUAUUCACAGAAUCGACACAAACCACAGUUUGCGGAAAUUGGUGGAAAUUAUCACUCAAUAAGAUGUCAGACAGUAAUCACGAGGACUUCCGAUGCAUUGAAUGCCGACAACUGUUUGACACCCAACAAGAUCUGCAAAUUCACGUGAAUUCUGUUCACAAAAAACUUCAGUCUAAUGGAGACUCCAUUGCUUUGACGGCAAUUCAAUACUCAUGUGAUUCAUGUGAUUAUAAGGCAAACACCAGACAAUCGUUAGCCAGACAUAUGACCACCCAUUCCUCUAAUAGCCAUUCCUUUAAGUCCAAAACUAGUGGAGUUUAUAAACACUCAAAAAUUAAGAGCAAUUCACAGAUGAAUAAAAAGUCGAUAAUAUAUAACUGCAAAGUCUGUCUCUACAGCUCAACAGAGCACCGGGAGCUCGUCAAACAUGUGUCCACACAACACACUAUCGUAGAUAGCUAUACACCUGUGGUCAGCCCUUACAGCACAGACACAUCAGUGGAAAGCUCUAUUUUAGGCAGACAUCCAAAGUCAUCCACCCGGACCUUAUCGACCACUUCCAGUAUCAAUAGUCAAACAACUAGUGAUCACAUGGACAGCAGCUCCAGUAGUCAAACAGCUAGUGAUCACACGGAAAGCAGCACCAGUAGUCAAAUCAUUAGAGACCACAUCGACAGCACAAUUAGUCACAUAAUUAAUGAAUACAUGGACAGCAGCACCAGUAGUCAGACCAGUCAUCACAUGGACAUCAGCAGUGAAUAUAACUACAGCACAGGCCGUAAGCGCUUGAUAGCCGAGUCCUUGCGUUCGGACACAUCCGCGACAGACAGCGAAGGAUCUGAUAUUAAACCGUAUGACUUGGUUUGGGCCAAAUGUCAGGGCCAUCCCUGGUUCCCGGCGCUGGUGGUCGACCCCAAUCGCACGGACACUCUCUAUGGAGAGCCCAUUCCUCCCAAACAUGUGGUGGACAUGAAAACGAAUGAUCGGAACCGCUAUUUAGUCAACUAUUUCGAUGAGAAGCGCUUGUGGCAAUGGUUACCGCGAAAUAGUCUGCAAGUGAUGGGUAUCGACACAAACGGCAAAAAGUUGACCGAAAGGCGCAAACCGAGUGAUAGGAAAGCCGUCGAAAAGGCGUUCACCGGAGCCCUUGAAUUCAGUGCUCAGAUGUCAGCCAUAGAGUCGGGCAUUGAAUGA